AGCGCGCCUUCUACGUCGCGUUCGCGCUUUAACGAACGUUUUUACUUCCUUAAUCCUAAAUCCUUAACAAUAAUAAUCCAAAUCUAUUUAAUUAAAUCAUCUUCCUUAUUUGAUAUUUCAUUAAAACGAUUAAUAUUGUUUAAAUCAAUAUAAAACGAAUGAUUAUUAACGUGAUAAUAUAUCUUGAAACAUUUAAGUUUUCUUAUGGUGAUUCUAUCUACUAUUAUUACUACUAUAUUAAGUAGUUAUCUAUAUUCGUGGUGAAACGGGGUGGGUGAGGGGGAUUGAGGGAGAGGGAGAUAGAUAGAUAGUCAACAAGUAUUAUCAUACAACAAGAGAUUUCUCAGGUAUAGAGACGUCUUUUCCGAAGAUGGGGAGAUCUGAACGCAAGAAGAGUCAUCAACAUGAUCCAUUCUUAUAUAUCGUAUCGUAUAUAUCGAAAAGGAGAACCUGAAGCAAGCGAAUGUGCGAACUGGGGUAUCUUUCACCCUGCGGGACGGCAAUAGGAAGACCCGUCGUCGUCCCUGGAGUCUCUUUCGUCGGUUGUCCUACGCUCUCAUGAGAGGCCCUACUACCGUUGGAAAACAUGAAGACCGAUCGUCCGACGAUGAUUCUCAGCUUCUGCGUUCUCCUAUUACUGCUAAGAUCCGACGUCUGUUCCCUGAUAAUACGAUCAUGCAAUCAAUCGUUAGGAAUGGAAUCUGGUGCUAUUCCAGAUUCCUCGAUCACAGCGUCAUCGUCGUACGUAACUAAUGUCGGUCCACGUAAUGGAAGACUGCGAAAGGAGACGGCGGGUGGCGCAUGGUGUCCAAGGAGUCAAAUAGAAAGAGGUAUUCGCGAAUGGUUGCAAGUGGAUCUUCCUGGAGCUCACGUUAUAACAGGAGUGCAAACCCAAGGUCGUUACGAUCAUGGCCGUGGCCAGGAAUACGUCGAGGAGUAUACUCUCGAGUAUCGACGACCAACAUUUUCCGAAUGGCGUCGUUAUAAACGUUCAAAUAACCAAGAGGUUUUUCCUGGCAAUAGCGAUACGUCGACGGUGAUCUCUCAUAAUCUUGUACCACCAAUAUUCGCCAAUCAAAUACGUAUACUCCCACAUUCGGUCCACAGACGUACUGUUUGCCUUCGUAUCGAACUUAGAGGUUGUCAAGAUACCAAUGGCAUUGCGAGUUAUACUAUACCAGAAUCACCGAUGGUAGAAUUCAGUGACACUUCGUACGACGGUAAAAGGCAGUACAACUCGUUGACCGAUGGUUUAGGCCGACUGAUAGAUGGCGAGGUCGGCGCAGAUAAUUACAGGCUGGACAUGGGAGAUGGAAGAGGAACCGGUUGGAUCGCUUGGAUGCGCGAUACGUUCGCUACCGAUUUCGUAGAAAUUGUCUUAGAAUUUGAGAAUUAUUGGAUAUUCGAAACUGUUAACAUUUACACGAACAAUUAUUUUUCCCGUGACGUUCAGGUUUUUUCGAGGGCUAAUAUUUGGUUCAGUCAAGAUGGCGAAUAUUACGAGGACGAACCAAUCGCUUAUUCUUACAUACCAGAUAUCGUAUUGGAAAAUGCACGAAACGUUACCAUUGGACUUCGCGGCCGGCAAGGAAAAUUUCUUAAAUUUCAUCUAUAUUUCGCAGCACGUUGGAUCAUGAUUGGCGAGAUUAUGUUCGACAAAUCCAAUCCAUACGAAAACGUAACGGAGGAGACAACUUUGAUGAUGGAAGAUGGCGAAACUCCGGUCAGUCCAAAUGCAGAUCUCAAUCUCAAUCUGCAAACAGUCACAGCACCGAGCGAGGGACAGGAAUAUUUGGAGGUAUUGAUAGGCGUCCUCACCGCUAUUAUACUUCUUCUACUCAUGGUCUUUGUUGUCAUUUUGCUAUUGAAUCGACGACAAAAACUUCAAAGUUCACCGACCGUACUUAAAAAUCCAUUUGGAUUCACGAUCAAUAUGAAGGGACUACUUCUAAAUUUAACGCCCGGUGGUAUGUUGAAUGACAGCGGUAAUCAUGCAUCGGUUGACGCGCCCGAAGACGUCAGCGUUCAUGAAUCAUUAACUAUGGAACAAUUCGAUUCCCCAUUGGUUAGUCCGCAAUGUAAAUCGACUUAUGCGAUCGUAGCCAAUUCCGAACCACCAAAAGAUUCAAAUGAUAAUUCAACGAUCUCCGAAGAAAACGUACGAUUGAACAGUCGAGCAGAUUCCAUAUUGGAACCACCAAGUUGUUCCUCAUCGCCAACCGAAUCAAUCUCUCGUCAUAUGCAUCAUUACAGAACAUUACAAAGUUACAGCAGUAACAGCAAUAAACUUAAUAUGACAACGACAACGACAACGACGACGACGACGACGACGACGACGACGACAGGAACCAACGCCAUCAUUACUACAACAACUACAACAACAACAACAACGACGACGACGACAACAACAACAGCAAGUUAUCGUCGAGAUAUGGAUCGUGGUCAUUCAAAACGUUGGCACACAGCACCAAAAGAAAAAUCUGUUGCAUUACAACAUAACAAUGUUCCGUCAAUUAACAAGAUACCCGCACCCGUCGUCACUUGGAACAUAGCUCCUAGCAUGAACAAACCAUACAAAUGCAAAGAGAUCGAACCAACCGGUGUACCCCGGCUUUGCUUGAGAACCACGGAAAAACUUGGCUCAAGCACUAUCGGAGAAGCUAUCGUCUGUGAGACCGUAGACCUCGACGAUGUUAUACCAAGUGCUCCAAGAUUGGUCGUGGCCCGUGUACCAACUUGUAUCAACGACAUUCGAACUGGGCACAUAAGCAACAACGCUGGAGGGAUCGGCAUGCCCGGUACGAACGAUCAAAUGAGAGAAGUGAGGUUUCUAUCUGGAUUGUCCGAUCCGAAUGUGGCAAGGAUCUUGGGUGUCUGUGCAGCUGAGCCAGCUCCAUGGACAAUCAUCGAGUACACCGAACUCGGUGAUCUUGCCCAUUAUCUUCAGUAUAGCGUACCGCUUACAGGAACUUUAAGACCGACCUGCAAUCUAAAGACCCUGAGUCAAAACUGUCUCCUCUAUAUGGGUACGCAAAUAGCUUCGGGUAUGAGGUAUCUCGAAUCAAAGAAUCUGGUACAUAAGGAUCUUGCUGCCAGAAAUUGCUUGGUUGGUCGAUCAUAUGCCGUGAAAGUUACGGAUAUCGCAAUGUGCAGCGAUCUUUAUAAGAAGGAUUACAGCGACAUUGGUGGUAGACCACCAGCACCGAUCAGAUGGUUACCAUGGGAAAGCAUUCUCUUGGAUAGGUAUACAUGUGCAAGUAGUACAUGGUCAUUCGCAGUAACACUUUGGGAAGUGAUGAGUUUAGCCAGAGAAAAACCAUUCCAACAUCUCACCAAUGAUCAAGUUAUUAGAAAUGCCGAACAUAUGUAUUACGGGGAGGAAUCACAAGUAUUCCUACCGAAGCCAACAAUGUGUCCAGAUGACGUUUACAAAAUGAUGUGUUCCUGUUGGAGAAGGGACGAAGAAGCAAGACCAUCUUUCAAAGACAUCUAUUCUUUCUUAAAGAACACGAUCGCGGAUUAUCGACCUGGCACAUAACAUCGAUAAACAUUGAACGAAUUUUUGUUUCACGUUUCGAAUAACAACGUUAUCGGAUGGGCUAUGAGUAAUUUGAAACGGUAUUCGCGUAUCAUUUGACCUUCGGCAUUCUCCUAUUAAGUGAAUAUCUUUGAAAACUAAUACUAUCCCAAUACAGAAGACAAUUCCGUUUGAAUGUACGAAUCUGAACAACUUUCUAAGAUCGUUUAACGACGAGAGCCGAUAAACGGAAAGCUAUUUGCGUUAUAAGAUGUCCCUAUCUAAACGCAUUAUUAUAAUCUUUAGUACGUUCUAGAGAUCCGUAAACUUCCGUAAAUGCUAAUUAAAGAUUUCUUUGCUCCUGCUGAUUGGAUUUGCGAACAAUUAGCUACACGUUUUGCGUGAACACGAUAACGUGUCAAAUAAGAGAGAGACUGCCAGAGUAUGCGUGCGUGUCUAUAUGUGUCUGUGUGUGU
Messenger RNA from Vespa mandarinia (Asian giant hornet), 3993 nucleotides. RefSeq names its product discoidin domain-containing receptor 2. Lineage: Eukaryota; Metazoa; Arthropoda; Insecta; Hymenoptera; Vespidae. The record is from RefSeq and is a predicted model, not a curated record. Gene Ontology annotation, cellular component: plasma membrane; signaling receptor complex. Gene Ontology annotation, molecular function: ATP binding; collagen binding; protein tyrosine kinase collagen receptor activity. Gene Ontology annotation, biological process: positive regulation of neuron projection development; cell surface receptor protein tyrosine kinase signaling pathway; positive regulation of phosphatidylinositol 3-kinase/protein kinase B signal transduction.